Molecule: messenger RNA, 661 nt
Organism: Mustela erminea (ermine)
Lineage: Eukaryota; Metazoa; Chordata; Mammalia; Carnivora; Mustelidae
Exons: 2
Coding region: 1-627 (208 amino acids)
Source: RefSeq, a predicted model, not a curated record
AUGAAGGGAGGAGGAGGUCGCAGGUGCGGGAUCCCGGCGCCAGCUGAUGCGGGUGCGCGCGCAGCUGUUGUUUACGAGCCGGUAACUGUUUCGCAGCCGCGGCGCGCGGAGGAGGGCUCCGGCUGCCGGGGAGGGCGCCCCCUCCCCGGGCCGACGCCAGAGCAGCCGUUACGUGACCUCGCCGCCCCCGGCCCCGGGCCCGGCGGGCUGUGCCAGCCCCGCCGCAGCCCCUCCCUUCCCUCCCAGCUCGUUCCUCAUUCGAGGUUAACGGUCCGAAGAGAAGCCCGGGGGAGCGGUCGGAGGGCGGUACCGUCCCGGGAGCGCCGAGGAGCCCCGCCCAGGCUCUGCAGUCUGCAAGGGGACGUAAAGGGCUGCGCGCAUGCGCUGCCCGUCCCGGCGGGACGAGACGAGCAAAAUGUGCGAGGCCCGGAGGAAGAUGGAUUCCUCAGUGGGAUUAAGAAGUCUUUUCCACAUUGCAUUGUACUGCUCCCUGCUCUUGGUCUUCUUUUCCACGUACUCAUUCUUCAAGCAUUUUCUCAUCUACCGACUAAGGCCACUGUAAUGACUAAAAAUUUUCAGAAUGCCAGGGCAAGUGGGUGGCUCAGUCAGUUAAACGUUUGCCUUUAGCUCAGGUCAGGAUCCCAGGGUCCUAGGAUUGAGC